UUCACCAUUUUUAGGGCCUUCCUUUGAACGCCUGGUGUAGAGGUCUUGUAAGACAAGUAGUUGUGAAUUGGAGGAACUUGGCCGUUUCGCCGUUGAGGGCAAUACAGUCGACUUACCGAGCGGUGAUGCAGCCUGUCAAAAUGCUUUCAAGAACCACUCCAUUCACACGAUCAAUCAUCUGAAAUCUCCUUCCAGCUGAAAAGUCCCACCUUGCAAACCAUCAUUUUUUUUUAAAGACAAAAUAAGAGUGACAAACGAUCCCAUCCUAUUGAAACAAACAGAGUGGUCCACCAACCCAAUAAGCCGCCGCACUCUUGAACCUCAUUCUAAUUUUGACGGUUAUUGGCGGAGCGUUUUGAGGAUCAGAGGACUCAUGACAAAUCAUUUUAGUCUCCUGCGUGGGACCAGGCACUGGCAUGGACAGCUGUCUUGGUCUCUGUGGACCCUGUUUAUUUACUGCUGAUGUGGACAUAGAGGAACUAUCUACCUGCUCCACUUCAGCCUUGAGAUGCGGAUGGGGGCGUUCUCUCCCCCCUUCAUGUAAACAUUUAGAAUGAUUCAUGAGGUCAUGCCUGAUGGAGGUAUGAUCCCUCUUGUGAAGAGACCAUGUCCAAUGUCUAAUCUAGCAAUCCCAUAGUUUUUCUCUAGUUGGUGAAUAUACACAUACUGGUGUUAAACUAUGACAUUUUAUCAGAAUUCGAAACAAGAUUAUGUCACUUUACGCUCAUCUUCAAUUCCUGAACUGCAUAGGUCUGUUGUUCAAAAGCCAUCACAUGUGCUGAAGUGUUAUCCUCCAGAAUCCUUAAUCCAGGAUCGUCAUCAGAUUAAGAUUAUGCCGACGGACCCCGUCUAUGAAGAGGAUGCAAAGAGAUGGAGUGCCCAUCACUGAACCAGGGCGGAGCCAGAGUUUGGCCAGAUUACCCCUCUCGGUUCAUUUUAGAUAGCCUACUCCCCGCCCUCUGUGCAUCUCUUCCUCUUUCUGCCUCCAUCAGUCUUCCUCCCAGGUAAUUCAGUUCUCCAGACAAUGUGCGACUGGAACCUGCUGCUGUGGUCCGUGUAGUUGGCUCAGUCUACCGGGCAUACUCCCAUCAAAUAUACCUCACCCUCCGAGAAAGAAUCCGCAUGCGGAGCCGUCAUCGCGCGCACCGUGGUGAAUUUGAUUUUCUGUCGCAGAAAAGAGUGGUCUCUACGCUUGCCAGCAUUUCGGAAUAUGGGGAUCCUUGUGAAAUAUAAAUGAGUCCUCUUUUUUGUUUUUCCUUGUUUUUAUGUCAUAAAUGUCUAUGAUGGGCGCAGUCUUUGAAUCCGCAUGACAUUUUAAGUUUUACCUUUUGUUUUUUUUUCGUUCAAGCUUAGCAAAAUGCGUCGUGUCUGAGGCAGAAUCUAACGUUUCCACAAAAUCAUCACAGGACCGGCGUUUAAGAAACGCAACCACGAGUUUUCCUGAUAUUUAUCAAACAUUGCAUUUGGCUUUUAAAUUCCCCAGUUUCGGAUUGAUCGGAUGCGUCGGCGUUGGAUGCGGCUGUCGUGAACCCCAUAGCUUUCAGCAUGAUUUGAUAUAAGGGGAUUUUCAACAGGGUAUCUGGACAUAUCUUACCUUUUUAACGAGAAAAGCUAAAUUCAAGUCGAGAGGAAAACGCCAUCAAGAAAUAGACCGUACCUACAUGGACUAAUUCUUGUUUCCUCGGGAUUUAAAACUACCAGGUCAAACGCAUAUUGAUUUCUGCGCUUUUCUGGGAAAAUAGCCUUAAACAGCGGGAGACAUGAAAGUUGUUUCAGCAGUGCUGUUUCUUGCCAUAUUUUGGAGUCAGGAGUGGGAGCCCGUGCUUUCUGAUUCAAUCAUACACAUCGGGGCUAUCUUUGAUGAGUCUGCCCGGAAGGAUGACGAGGUGUUCCGCAUGGCCGUUGCGGACCUCAACCUCAACAAUGAGAUCUUGGAGACGGAGAAGAUCACCAUCUCUGUGGAGUUUGUGGAUGGGAACAACCCUUUUCAGGCGGUCCAGGAAGCGUGUGAGCUGAUGAACAGAGGCAUCCUGGCUCUGGUUAGCUCCAUAGGCUGUAUGUCCGCGGGCUCCCUGCAGUCCUUGGCCGACGCCAUGCACAUCCCGCACCUCUUCAUCCAGCGAGCCCCGGCCGGCACCCCGCGCUCCAGCUGUACCCUCGCCAGCCGCAGUCGCCAAGACGACUACACCCUCUUCGUGCGUCCUCCAGUCUACCUCAAUGACGUCAUCCUGCAGGUGGUUGGCGAGUACAGCUGGCAGAAAUUCAUCAUCUUCUACGACCAGGACUACGAUAUCCGUGGGAUCCAGGACUUCCUGGACAAGACGUCUCAGCAGGGCAUGGACGUGUCGUUGCAGAAGGUGGAGUCCAACAUCAACAUGAUGAUCACCAGCAUGUUCCGAACCAUGAGGGUGGAGGAGCUCCACCGCUACCGGGACACGCUGCGCCGGGCCGUGCUCUUCAUGAGUCCCGCCACCGCCAAGGCCUUCAUCACCGAGGUUGUGGAGACGAACCUUGUGGCGUUUGACUGUCACUGGAUCAUCAUCAAUGAGGAGAUCUCAGAUCAGGACGUCCAAGACCUGGUGAUAAAGUCUAUUGGGCGUCUGACCCUCAUCAGGCAAACCUUCCCCCUCCCACAGAACACCAGCCAGCGUUGUGUCAAGCACAACCAUCGGAUCAACACCUCCCUCUGCGACCCCAAGGACCCCAAGGCUCAGACCCUCGAGAUUACCAACCGCUACAUCUACGACACAGUGCUGCUAUUGGCCAACACGUUCCACAGGAAGCUGGAGGACAGGAAGUGGCACAGCAUGGCCAGCCUCACCUGCAUCCGCAAGAACUCCAAACCCUGGCAAGGAGGACGCCCCAUGCUGGAUAACGUCAAAAAGUCCGGGGUGAGUGGUCUGACUGGCUUCCUGGAGUUUACGGACAACGGAACCAAUCCCAACAUAUAUUUUGAGAUCCUUGGGACCAACUAUGGUGAAGACAGAGGCAGAGGUGUCAGCAGGCUGGCCACGUGGGACCCAGUGCACGGCCUCAACGGAACACUUACAGACAGGAAGCUGGAGAACAACAUGAGGGGCGUGGUUCUACGUGUCGUCACAAUCCUGGAAGAGCCCUUUGUGAUGGUGUCAGAGAAUGUCCUCGGGAAACCUAAGAAGUACCAGGGAUACUCCAUCGACGUGCUGGAUGCUCUCUCCAACUACCUGGGCUUCAAGUAUGAGAUCUACAUCGCGCCUGACCACAAGUAUGGCAGCCAGCAGGCCGACGGGUUCUGGAACGGGCUGAUCGGGGAGCUGGUGGCUAAGCGUGCGGACGUGGGACUCUCCGCCCUCACCAUAACCCCGGAGAGGGAGAGCGUGGUGGACUUCACGACACGCUACAUGGACUACUCCGUGGGCGUGCUGCUGAGGAAGGCAGAGCGCACCGUGGACAUGUUCGCCUGCCUGGCGCCCUUUGACCUGUCGCUGUGGGCUUGCAUCGCGGGCACCGUGUUGCUGGUGGGCAUCCUGGUGUACCUGCUGAACUGGCUGAACCCGCCUCGCCUGCCCAUGGGCUCGGUGUCCUCCACAACCCUGUACAACUCCAUGUGGUUUGUCUACGGAUCCUUUGUCCAGCAGGGCGGCGAAGUUCCGUACACCACCCUAGCCACGAGGAUGAUGAUGGGCGUGUGGUGGCUCUUUGCCCUGAUCGUCAUCUCCUCCUACACCGCUAACCUGGCGGCCUUCCUGACCAUCACCCGCAUCGAGAACUCCAUCCAGUCUCUCCAGGACCUGUCCAAGCAGACGGAGCUGCCCUAUGGGACCGUGCUGGACUCGGCAGUGUAUGAGCAAGUGCGCAGUAAGGCCAUGAACCCCUUCGAGAGGGACCCCAUGUACUCCCAGAUGUGGCGCAUGAUCAACCGGACCGGAGGGCCCGACAACAAUGUUGAGGAGUCCAAGGAGGGCAUCCGCAAGGUGAAGUCUGGCCGUUUUGCGUUUGUGUGGGAUGCAGCAGUGCUGGAGUAUGUGGCGAUCAAUGAUGAGGACUGCUCCUUUUACACCGUGGGGAACAAUGCACCAGACCGGGGCUAUGGCAUCGCCAUGCAGCAUGGAAGUCCGUACAGGGACAUCUUCUCCCAGAGGAUCCUGGAGCUGCAGCAGAACGGAGACAUGGAUAUCCUGAAGCUGAAGUGGUGGCCCAGAGACAGCCCCUGCGACCUGUACUCUGCUGUCCACACAAAACACCGCGGCGGAGCCCUGGACAUCCACAGCUUUGCCGGCGUGUUUUGCGUGCUGGCGGCUGGCGUGCUGCUCUCCUGUCUCAUUGCCAUGGUGGAGACGUGGUGGACCAGGAGGAAGGGCUCGCGGGUUCCCUCCAAGGAGGUCUGUCGGGGGAGAUGUUUCUAACCCAUCAGUCAAGUUGGUCUCUUCCUGGCUGUUGGGUCCUAGCUGCCCGUGGACAACUGGCAGGACAGGCUACUAAACAAACUGGACUUCAUGGACUGAAAACCCAGACACGCUACAGGAUUCCUUCCUCUGUGCCACUGGAACUACCAACGCUGUGGGAAUCUUAACUGACAUCUGUUGCUGAGACACAUGAAGCAUUCUCAUGGCACUCGUAUUACCAUAUAGGGCAGUACUUUACACCAGGGCAUAUUUGGGACUCAGAGUAUGGGGUCAUUUGUGGAGUAUGUGUCUAUUGGGACUCAGUGUAGGAGUACGGGUCAUUUGGAUUGUAGCAUCCUUUUGGCAAUCAUGGACGCCGUGUCCUCUGGACUAAAGAGGAGAGGGACCAUCUGGCUUGUUAUCAGCACACAGUUCAAAAGCCAGCAUCCGUGAUGGUAUGGGGGUGUAUUAGUGCACAUAGCAUGUGUGACUUGCACGUCUGUGGAGGCACCAUUAAUGCUGAAUUAUAUAUACAGGUUUUGGAGCAACAUAUGCUGCCAUCCAGGCCACAUAUUUU
Molecule: messenger RNA, 4941 nt
Organism: Esox lucius (northern pike)
Lineage: Eukaryota; Metazoa; Chordata; Actinopteri; Esociformes; Esocidae
Gene: grid2
Product: glutamate receptor, ionotropic, delta 2
Exons: 16
Coding region: 1761-4385 (874 amino acids)
Biological process (GO): monoatomic ion transport; synaptic transmission, glutamatergic; modulation of chemical synaptic transmission
Cellular component (GO): plasma membrane; postsynaptic membrane
Molecular function (GO): transmitter-gated monoatomic ion channel activity involved in regulation of postsynaptic membrane potential; glutamate-gated receptor activity
Source: RefSeq, a predicted model, not a curated record